AUGCACUUGAUGCCGAACACGACGCUGCUCACCGCCUCACUCCAGUACGGGAUUGUCGCACGCUCGUACCCGCUCACGGGCAAGGUCCUUCGCGGCUAUCUCGACGCAAGCGGGACCGCCAACGGGCUGGGGCAUGGGAAUCCGAAUCUCGAAUUCUCGCCGCAUGUCACGGCGAUUGCGCUCGCAUCCGAGGGGCGCACGGCGAAGGUGCUGUGGGGGUUCCGCAACGGCGAGGUCGCGGUGACGACGGCGGUGCGCGCCAUGGACGGGAACCGUCCGUCGGCGGCCAAGCACGCACGUUGCAAGUUGGAGGAGUGCCAUGAGGCGGCCGUGUGUGCGCUUGCAUGGGGCAAUACGGAAGCCGGCCAGGAAGGUCCGAGCGCUUUCGCCACGGGCGAUGCGCACGGCCAAGUGAAGCUCUGGGACGUGAAGCAGAUGAAGUGCGUCUGGACGUCGAUCAAGAAGGACGGUCUCGAGAGGGAUGUGUGUGCGAAGCUUGUCGUGGAUGUCACCCGCGGGAUGGUGGUCGCAGCCAUGGAGAGCAACAAGAUCAUCGUGUGGUCCGGGUUGCGCCCCGUCCUGAUCGGAGAGCGAGAAGUGCUCGAUCAUUGUCCGACCGAAUUGACGAUAGCGCCGUUCCCCGCGUUCAAUGCUACGCAGACACCGGCCGGUUUCGUGCCCCUCCGCGAGCUCCUGGAUAUCCAUGUCUCGGCCCCACGCGAUGGUGAAGUCGGUCUUCUGGUCGCCUACAAACACGAUCCUUAUCUGUACCGGAUUGAUGUCGACAUAACUACAUCCGACGUUGAACGUUUCGCCCUCGGUGAUGGCUCAGCCGGCUCAGUCACCGUGGUCAAACCAGUAUUCGCUACCCAGGAAAGCGAGACUAGCUUCGUACUCGUCGGUGACCAGCUGGGAUGCAUCAGUAUCUUCGAUUGGGACGGCUCCACCUCGACAAGCAAGACGAGCAUCGCCCCUCUCCGCAAGCUCGAUGCACACGAAGACGGCGCGGUCACUGCGCUUGCGUGGAACACUAUUGUGCUAACAUCUGGUUCUUCUCGCGGGACGAUUAAGGUCUGGGACUCGCUGUCGCUCACGCAUGUCAGGACCUUCUCGUCACCCGGUGCCCGUCCUGCUGUUGGUGGCGAGUGGGAUGGUGUCAGCCAGAUCGUCCUGGAGCGCACGGUGCUCCUUGCGUCGGUCGGAAGCAGGGUCAUGGCAUGGCAAGCCGGCCCGGUGGGCAAGCACGACAAGGCGCACGCAAAGGGGAAGCAAGCCAAAGCCUCCCGGAAUUCGGGGCUGGCCAAGUGGCAACAGCAAAUCGAGAUGUACCGCGACAUCGCGGAGUCACGCCGCGAUCUAGACGAAGAGCAAUCGCAUACGCGUCGUACGUUCGGACGGGAGAGGGAACAGCAGUCAACCCUCGCGCACAUGGGGUUGAAUGAGGUUGAGGCUGUGGAGUAUGUUCUCAUGCUCAGCAGGGAUGAGGAGGAAGAUCGGUGGCUAAGGCGUGCCCUAUCCACAACCGAGGAUGACGGUGUCUUCAUGGCCGACUUCGACGAUCUGCAAACUCCCGUGUCCGGACCUUCGGCGUUCAUCGAACACGCACCGUCGCCCGCGAUGACAUCACGCACGUCCUCGUUCUCUUCGCAAUCGCACUCGAAUGGCAGUAUCGUCAUCAAUGGGCGCACACUGCCCCGCACGGUCCCGUUGCAGUCUAACCACAAGAUUCAAGUAUCGCCUCGCAUGCACCCGGAGCCGAUGGAAGCGGGCUUCACUCACAUCCCUCUCAACGGGUCCCUGUCGUCCUCAUUCAAUACACAGACUAGCGUCUCUGUGCCAUCAACGACGGAUCUGGACCACUUUCCGCCCGUUAGUCGUACGCCGUCUUCUACGGGUGUGUCCGUGCCCAGUACACCUGCGAGUCCGAGUGCUAUGCGUCGGUCCGGCCCUAGUAGUGCAGAGUCUCUUCGUAACGCAUGGACGACCCCGAUGUCUCUGCAGUCGGUUUCGUCGGCGCCGUCGCCCACACCAGCCUCGGCGACUUCCUCCCCACUGCUUGUUGCGCGCAAGAAUUCACCACCCAACCGCUCGUCCUCCGCGGGGCCGUCGCUCAUCUCUGCCGGUUUCGCUCGACAGACAAGCAGGAGCUCAGGAUCACCGGAGUUUACGCCGCUCACUGAGGAUGCUGAGGAUGAAGACGAAGAUUUGCGCUUGGCGAUAGAGUUGAGCCUCGCAGAGGCACGCAGUCGCGGGGAGAACAUAUGA
Rhodofomes roseus is the source of this 2265-nucleotide messenger RNA. RefSeq names its product WD40-repeat-containing domain protein. The record is from RefSeq and is a predicted model, not a curated record. Gene Ontology annotation, molecular function: protein binding. NCBI's taxonomy places the organism in Eukaryota, Fungi, Basidiomycota, Agaricomycetes, Polyporales, Fomitopsidaceae. The coding region runs from base 1 to 2265 and encodes 754 amino acids. The transcript has 2 exons.